Chaetomium globosum CBS 148.51 is the source of this 783-nucleotide messenger RNA. Its product is annotated as 40S ribosomal protein S3. Gene Ontology annotation, cellular component: nucleus; cytosolic small ribosomal subunit. The coding region runs from base 1 to 783 and encodes 260 amino acids. The transcript is spliced from 2 exons. The record is from RefSeq and is a predicted model, not a curated record. Gene Ontology annotation, molecular function: structural constituent of ribosome; RNA binding. NCBI's taxonomy places the organism in Eukaryota, Fungi, Ascomycota, Sordariomycetes, Sordariales, Chaetomiaceae. Gene Ontology annotation, biological process: translation.
AUGGCUGUUCCCGGUACUCAGAUCUCCAAGAGGAGAAAGUUCGUUGCUGACGGUGUUUUUUACGCCGAGCUAAAUGAGUUCUUCCAGCGAGAACUCGCUGAGGAGGGCUACUCCGGCGUCGAAGUCCGAGUCACCCCGACCGUCACCGACAUCAUCAUCCGCGCAACACACACCCAGGAGGUUCUGGGCGAGCAGGGUCGCCGCAUUCGCGAGCUCACCAGCCUCAUUCAGAAACGUUUCAAGUUCCCCGAGAACUCGGUCUCCCUCUACGCCGCCAAGGUCCAGAACCGCGGUCUCUCGGCCGUCGCCCAGUGCGAGUCGCUCCGGUACAAGCUGCUGAACGGUCUCGCCGUCCGCCGUGCUUGCUAUGGUGUCCUCCGUUUCAUCAUGGAGAGCGGUGCCAAGGGUUGCGAGGUCGUCGUUUCCGGCAAGCUGCGCGCCGCCCGCGCCAAGAGCAUGAAGUUCACCGACGGCUUCAUGAUCCACUCCGGCCAGCCGGCCAAGGACUUCAUCGACAGCGCCACCCGUCACGUCCUUCUCCGCCAGGGUGUGCUCGGUAUUAAGGUCAAGAUUAUGCGCGGCAGCGACCCCGAGGGCAAGGCCGGCCCGCAGAAAUCGCUCCCUGACGCCGUCACGAUUAUCGAGCCCAAGGACGAGGCCCCGGUUGUUCAGCCCAUGAGCCAGGACUACGGCGCUAAGGCCGCCGCCGCCCAGGCUGCUGCUGAGGCUGCCCGUCAGGAGGAGCAGGCCGGUGAGGAGGAGCCCGCCCCCGCGGAGCAAUAG